Molecule: messenger RNA, 1187 nt
Organism: Canariomyces notabilis
Lineage: Eukaryota; Fungi; Ascomycota; Sordariomycetes; Sordariales; Chaetomiaceae
Exons: 2
Coding region: 246-860 (204 amino acids)
Source: RefSeq, a predicted model, not a curated record
GAAAAAUUCAUCCCGGUUAUGUAUGAGCUGAAAUGGCCAAUGGACGCCGCAACCCGAGCACCCGGCACGCAAGCUGCAGCUCGACGAGAACAAAAGUCGGGAUCACGACGACAGAUACUCAUUGCUUGUGGUCGCAGGUAACCAAAUUAAUACACCCAAUCCUGGUACGUUCAUCGACACUUUGACUUGACCGCGCCGUAGGUUCUUGCUCUCUCCCACUCAGUCGAAUCGAUGCCGCUCUUCGCAUGGAUGGGCCAUAUUUGGUAUACGCUGCACGGCUCCACAAAGACUUCAUCCACCCAAGAGAGGAGCAGGCCGCGUGUAAUGCCUUAGUCAAAACCAAAGAGAGAGAACAGCGACUCCAAAUCAGGGAACCCUGGGGUAACGCUUGUCAUACAAUACUCGGAGUAGAGACUCGGGAUCUUGGACAUACAGCAGGGAAUAUCCGUGCCAUGUCCCUCAUGUCCCAACCGGGCACAUCAGGCCCUCUUCGUUCCAGCUCAAAAGCCCAAGUGCGGCUCCUCAAGGUCCACAAGCCCGAAACCGAGACCCUGAAAACUCCACAUGGACGGCAUUUGAGAUGGUGGGCAAACCUGCCAGAAGCCGUGCCUGACUCGAUGCACGUCAGGGCAAAGCCAUUGGCGAAUUCAAACCCAUUUUCCCUAGAUUGUUUCCGCAAGAUCCAAGCCGCUGAAGACAUCGGCUAUGAAGUUGCCAUAGCGCAUUGCGCAAUCCCGGUUCGGAGGUUUGUUUGCUUAAUAUGCUACCGGCGAAAAGCGUUGGGAAGAGGCGCCGGCAAGACGCUUGGCCGACCUGCUGCAAUCGAUUCCGCCGUAGCCUCGUCGGCUUCAUGUCGUUAGACGGCAAACCCGGAUUUCUCUUGUUACCCGGUUUUUUUCGUACAUUUAGCGCGAUGGGUCCUAGAUGGAAGACAACAUGUACUACUUCGUAUGUUGUAGAGAGAUAAACCAUCCUGGGCUGAUCAGCCCGCACGUGUUAGAGUGUCUUUGUCUUCAUGGACAUUGGCAUGUGGACGUGGAGAGACGCGCAUGAACCCCCUACGUGUAGGUAACCCGGAGCUCAACUGUCAAAACGGCUUGCCAGCUUGAUCCUUCUGCAGGAAUCAUGAAUGAGGCCUGCUAGGUUCUGUGAGAAUCGAAAUCAGUUGCCGUUUUGGUAGAAGGGUU